Ipomoea nil (Japanese morning glory) is the source of this 1222-nucleotide messenger RNA. RefSeq names its product putative two-component response regulator ARR20. Gene Ontology annotation, molecular function: DNA-binding transcription factor activity; DNA binding. Lineage: Eukaryota; Viridiplantae; Streptophyta; Magnoliopsida; Solanales; Convolvulaceae. Bases 308 to 1015 code for a protein of 235 amino acids. The record is from RefSeq and is a predicted model, not a curated record. The transcript has 5 exons.
UAUUGUUGUCGCCAAGAAGAAUAACGUUGUUGUCGCUGUUUCUUGUAAGUUUACAUUCUUGCAGAAGAUUAAAUAAAUUCCUCUUCCAUAUAGAAAUACACUGUCCUACGGAAAUGGGGAAUGUUGCAAAAGUCCACACAGCCCAAGAAAAGUCCAUAAUCUCCGACUCCCCCUAGCUACUUUUAGUUCAUCUUUUAUGCUCCUUUCUUCUUUAUAUGGUUCCACCCACUUUAUUACACAUUGAAUUCUCAUCUCCUCCGCCUCUCACCGUCUUCACCAUCUUCGCCGGAAAACCAGAUCAGUAGAAAUGAUGAAAAGCAGCGGCCAGAGAAACAAUGGGGUUCGGCAGUACAAGAAAUCCGAGUUGCCGCGUCUACAGUGGACGCCGGAGCUCCACGGUCACUUCGUCGACGCCGUCGAGCAUCUCGGCGGACGCUACAAAGCAACUCCGAAGAGAAUUGUGCAGAUGAUGGCAGUAAAAGGAUUAAAGAUUUCUCAUGUCAAAAGCCAUCUCCAGAUGUACAGAAACAUGAGGGAGCGGACAACCUUCGACGUUUUCGUGGCUGCAGAAAGCUGCAACUUCCGUGAUGGCAGGUUACAUUCCUCCACUUGGGCUCCCCAAGGGCACACAUUUGAAAGGUUACUAAGACAAAGUUUUGAUGAGAGUGAAGAGGAGAAUAAAUUGGGGUGCUAUUUUUCUGGUAAUAAUCAAAGAAAUGAGAGCAAUCCAAUUGGGCAUCACCUAUUUUAUCAGGAAUCACAGGGAAGUCUGAACUGCGAAAUGACGACGACCAAGGCGGAAGAAGACGGCGGCGGUCCAAGUGAUGAAAGCUUUGAGCAGAUCCCACAAUCAGCAUAUAAUGAAGACGACAGAAGACAAGUUUCGCCGGUAAAAGAUGACCGGAACUCUCACUCCGGCGCCGCCUCAACCGACACGGUAGACCUGCGACAUUUGCAGUCCACCAAAGACAGCAAAAUCAACCUAGACUUGUCCAUCUCGUGUCUCUAUUGGUAAUAUAAUGCAUGCAUGCAUGGAGCGAGAUAGAUGUCAUAUAUACAUCAAAUUAGGGCUGUAUGUUCAUACAUGUUACACAGUACAAUAUUUGUACUGAAUUCAUAGACUACCCAUUUUCCCAACUUUAAUUUAUUUGUUUAUUUUUUUUUUUUUUGUAAUUUUAAUACUAGUUCAUUUCACAACAAUUUAAAGUUCACUAUUUUCUUC